Pungitius pungitius (ninespine stickleback) is the source of this 2193-nucleotide messenger RNA. RefSeq names its product regulator of G-protein signaling 22. The transcript is spliced from 14 exons. Gene Ontology annotation, biological process: regulation of signal transduction. Bases 199 to 2187 code for a protein of 662 amino acids. The record is from RefSeq and is a predicted model, not a curated record. Gene Ontology annotation, cellular component: cytoplasm; nucleus. Lineage: Eukaryota; Metazoa; Chordata; Actinopteri; Perciformes; Gasterosteidae. Gene Ontology annotation, molecular function: G-protein alpha-subunit binding.
CUGAGAUUCAGCUCAUAUGUAUGCGUAUCAUGUCACUGACCAAUAUUCAAAACGCAUGUUGUUUUACUGCAUAUAUUUUGUAUGAGCUUAUUUAUUUUGUGUACAUCUUAUUAAAGACUAUCCAAGCUGUUGCUUCAGAAGAACACAAACAUCUGUAUCCAGAGGAGGCAAAGCAGUUCAACCCCCUCCCACGUUGGCAUGGACAGUAACAACGCCCCAAAUAUCCCACUAUCUCAGGAGAACAGUUUUGCAAAACAAGGCUCUCUGGGGACGCACAAUGUUAAAUGUCUACCUUCUGACCUGAAGGAACACGUUGUCACCAGCAGACCAGGCCUGGAUGAGUUUAAAGAAUUUUUGCAAGGAAGACAAGGAGAGAAACUGCUCAAUCUCUGGAUGGAUAUAACAAGGCUUAAAGCUACACGGACCCAAGAGCGUAAGAACAGGUAUUUGGUUGUGAUGAGGAGCCGGUACUUGCUGAGCUGCAGCCGUAGCAGUCUCAAUGUGGAGCUGCUCUGCAGACUGGGGCUGACUACCUCCCCCUGCUGGACAGAAGAGAAACUUCACUCAGUUCAGCCCUUACUCAUCGAGUCUCUACUCUCCUACUGGGUUCCUCGGUUCUUGACGUCCCGGUGGAUUCACGGAGGCCGAAAUGACUCCCCUCAUCCAGAGCUGUGGGCAGAGUGGUGUGUUAGGCCUCAGUCAGACACACAGCCCCAGCGUGGAUCUAACACUCUUUGCUCUGAAACCCGUUUGCCCCAGUGCCGCCAGGCUGUAUACACACAGUUAUAUUCUAGCCAAAGUCAGUUACUGGGCAGCAGAAGAAUGGAGAGGGCUCUUUCUCUUGAUUUCGAUGCCGGCUUAUACUUCACAAACUUCUGUGAACAAUCUGGAAACCAGCUGUGGGAGAAUGCGAUUUACUUUUGGACUGACCUUCAGCACUACCAUGAGCUGUUCCAUCAGGACGGACUGGACCCAUACCGGGUCCAGAGAGAGGCACAGCUCCUUCACUCCAGCUAUCUCCUCAGCUUUGCCAGGAGGAGCAUUGAUGUCGGCGAGGAGAUCAGAAGGGAGGUGUACAACCAACUGGUGCCCGCUUUUAAGGAGCUAUUUGACAAGGUCGAGGAGCACGCACUGCACAUCCUGCUGGAGCCUUGGACCCUGCUGGUCAGCAAGGACGAACAGUCCUUCCAGGCAGUGUGUGUGGAGGAGGAGGUGCGUUGCAUUGACAGCCAGGAGCCCGGGGAACCCCAAAGUCUGUACGAGGACCAACUGAAACAGGUGGAGCAGUUCAGGGCAGAGUUAUUUCCUUCUCCUGUUACACCAUCGACUCCCUUCUCAAAGGGCCCUCGGGGGCCUGACUCUCGGUCCAGAGUGUCUCCAAAUUACAAAGGCUACCGCCUGAGCUCCUUACUUCGCCACCCCCGCAAGAUCGGCCACUUAAUGUCUUUCAUGCAGAAUCACGAUGCCAGUAUCCAUCUGACCUGCUGGCUGGAUCUGGAGCAGUACAGGAGGACUCCUCAAAAAGACAAGGCUGUCAGGCAGCGGAAAGCCCUGAAUAUUGCUACCAAAUAUCUGAACAGGAAGUACUUCUUUGGCUGCACCAGCCCCGCCACCACGGAGCAACGGAAUGCUAUCUUGCGUCUUGCAGGUGGACUGGAGCUACUGGGUACUGGGUAUCUCCUUAACUCCGUUGUCCGGGAGAUCCAGGACACCAUCAGUGGUUACAUUGAGACCAAAUGGCUUCCUCUGUACAUGUCUUCAGCUGAGUUCACACAACAACGGGAACAAAAGCCAAAGGCCGACAGCUUGUGGAUGAGUGCCUCCAAGGAGAUCCUGCUGUUUCGACGGAUCCUACUCGACCCGGUCACCUGCAAACAGUUCCAGCACUUUGUCUCCCUGAAAGGAAACUUCCCAGAAAACAACGUGCGCUUCUGGCAGGAGGCGCAGAGAUACAAGGACCUCUGUCACUCCCACAGCGACGAGGCCACGAUCCAGCAGAUGAGUUCCACCAUCAUCAACUGUUUCAUCGACUCCUCCACCCCCCCGGCUCUGCAGAUAGACAUCCCUCCUCAACAGGCCCAGCGCGUUCUGGAGAAACGCCACGCGCUGGCUCCUUGCCUCUUCAGAGACGCUCAGGUAGUGUUCAUGUUUGUGUUCCAUCGUAUUUCCCUCCAGUGUGUAGUGUGAGUGUUU